Spea bombifrons (plains spadefoot toad) is the source of this 1016-nucleotide messenger RNA. RefSeq names its product VPS29 retromer complex component (gene VPS29). The transcript is spliced from 4 exons. Gene Ontology annotation, biological process: retrograde transport, endosome to Golgi; intracellular protein transport. Lineage: Eukaryota; Metazoa; Chordata; Amphibia; Anura; Pelobatidae. The record is from RefSeq and is a predicted model, not a curated record. Gene Ontology annotation, cellular component: endosome; retromer complex. The coding region runs from base 93 to 641 and encodes 182 amino acids.
CAAUCUUGUGAUUGGUUGCAAGUGGUGCAUCCCUAUUGGUUGUUGUAGUCUUUGACGGCUGUCUUCUUGUGUGAACGGCUCCGAGGUGCAGAAUGUUGGUCUUGGUGUUAGGAGAUCUGCACAUUCCACAUCGCUGCAACAGCCUGCCAGCAAAAUUCAAGAAGCUGCUGGUGCCUGGAAAGAUCCAGCAUAUCCUGUGCACCGGGAACCUCUGCACCAAGGAGAGCUACGACUACCUCAAGACUCUGGCUGGGGAUGUUCACAUUGUCAGAGGAGACUUUGAUGAGAACUUGAAUUAUCCUGAACAGAAGGUUGUGACUGUUGGUCAGUUUAAGAUUGGCUUGAUCCAUGGCCACCAAGUCAUUCCAUGGGGAGAUAUGGCUAGCCUGGCGCUAUUACAGCGGCAGCUGGAUGUAGAUAUUCUGAUUUCAGGACAUACACAAAAGUUUGAGGCAUUCGAACACGAAAACAAAUUCUACAUUAAUCCUGGAUCUGCCACAGGAGCCUACAACGCAUUAGAAAAUAACAUCAUUCCUUCUUUUGUACUGAUGGACAUACAAGCAUCAACGGUCGUCACCUAUGUAUACCAAUUAAUUGGUGAUGAUGUCAAAGUAGAAAGAAUUGAGUACAAGAAAUCCUAAAACAAAUCCUUUGAACUUGUCACGGCCUUUAACUUCCAUUCCCACUCGGUCUUCAAUCAAGUCAUGUCUUGCAGCAGCUAUAGGACGUUUCUUAAAAGCUUUGUAGCAUUGUUUGCAUUGUAACAUUUUAAUUUCAUGCAGCUGUAGGUUUGUUGUAAACUAAACUAUAUAUAUAUUAAUUUGUUCAUUUACCUGUGUUCUGAAAUUGUGCCACAAUAAUGUGUAAAAUUAUACACUUGUAAAUAUCUUAACGUUGUUAAGAAAUGCUACCAAAAUAACAAUACAAAUUGAAAAGUGUGGGUGUUGCCUUUUAUUUCUUGUGUGUUCAUUUAUGAAAUGUGACUCUGUCACCUUCACAAAAUACAAUUCCCUUCC